AUGAAUGAUGACCGUAACCGUGAAGAGGAUACGAAGACAUUUCAGAUGUGGUUCAAAAUCAAUCAACCGGACGCUGAUUCAUACAACAUAUGUGGUUUAACAGCAGCUGAAUAUUCGAGACUUAAGCACAACGAUAAAUAUGCUUACAAAUUCGUGAAAGAAAUGAUCAACUCUUGCAGAAUAACUGUUCCAGAUAAUGUCAUUAAACACAUCUGGAAGUCUUUCGAUGAUAUGGAUUACUCCAAAAAUAGAAGUAAAGUUUGGGACUAUUUCGCUACGAUUGAUUCCAAUUCUGCGCGAUGCAAAUUUUGCCAGAGUGUUAUAAAAACCUCAGGAAAUACAUCAAAUUUACGUGGACACCUUCAUUCAAAGCACAAACUGUGUAUUCCGACUGAUCUACAAUUAAAUACCAAAAAACGCUCUAUCGCAACAGUUGCACAGGCCUCUAGCACUACUGUCGAAAAUAAAAAAUCAAAAACUGAAACUCAAAUGUCGAGGAAUCCUGUUCUUGACUUGUACAAAAAAGUGAAUUCUUAUGCAGAUGGAGGUGUAGAAGCUGAGAAGCUGACUAAUUCUUUACUUUAUAUGAUGGCAGUUGAUCAUAUGCCACUCCGCUGCGUUGAAAAAAGGGGCUUACAAAAGUUUUUAAAGACCGCAAGACCUCAUUACACUAUGCCCAGUCGCAAAACUAUGACUAAGUUAAUGGUUGACAAAUAUGAUGUCCUAAAAGCAAAAGUCAUGACUGAACUAAAUACAUGCCCAUUUUACUCUAUUACGUGUGAUAUUUGGACUGACAAUUCACAAAAAAGCUACUUGGGUGCAACUGCGCAUUAUUUAUCUGAAGAUAAUUUAGAAAUAAAAAGUAUAAAUCUUUGUGUUAAAGAACUGGAUGUCGAGCAUAACGCAGAAAAUAUAUCAACAGCUUUAUUAUCUAUUUUUGAAACGUUUGACUUGCAAAAAAAUAAAAUAACUGCGGUGAUAAGCGACAGUGCGUCUAAUAUGGUGAAAUCCAUCAAUGACAUUUUUGCACCGGACAAAGACAAACGACUCCCAUGCUUUGCUCAUCGUCUGUCUCAUGUGGUUCCUAAGGCUAUAUCUAAAAUGCCAAAUGUCAAAGCAAUUAUUGAUAAAGUUAAACAUAUUGUCACAGUGACAAGAAAAAGUGUACCUGCUUCUGACGAAUUAAUAAGGCUACAAAAACGUGAUGGAAAAUCAGAAGGAACUGCUCUGAAAUUCCUUCAAAGUGUUGACACAAGGUGGAAUUCCACUUUUGACAUGCUCGAAAGAUUUUUACUUUUAGAAAACUAUGUAUAUCCUGUAACUUCCAAAUGUGGCAAUCCUCCUCCGAUGUUAAGCCACGAAGAAACGUCAAUUCUGAGAGAUCUUGUUCGUUUAAUGCAGCCUAUAAUGAUUAUUAUCACUCAAAUAAGCGGCAAUUCCUAUUUAACAAGUAGUAUCAUUAUACCAGCCAUUGCUGUUGUGGAAAAAGAAGUUAGCAUAUCCAAACCAAAAACAGAAUUUGGAAGCACAUUUAAAGCUCAUCUACUUACUGAACUUGCAAAACAAUUCAAUGAUAUUGAAUCAUUCAAAACAUUAUGCGUUUCAGCUACAACAGCUACUGAGGACUCAAAAGCUGAAUUGUUAAAUAAAAAUAAUAUUUGGCGACAUCAUGAUGAUCUUGUAGCCAAAACAAGUGCGACAGUUUAUACAACGGAUGGAUUGACAUUUGAACUCAAGCAAUACAUUUCUCAACCAGUCAUUCCAAGAGCUGAAAAUCCCCUGAAACAUUGGCAGUUAUUAAAACCUUCUUAUCCAAAUCUUUACAGAGUCGCGAUGGAAUAUUUUUGCGUUGUUGGAACAUCUGUUCCAUGCGAACGGCUUUUUUCUGAAGCUGGAAAAGUAAAGACUGACGAUCGAAAUCGUCUUAGUGGAAUUUGUACAGUGAAUAGUGAAUACGAAGUUUGA
This is a messenger RNA of Diprion similis, 1965 nucleotides long. RefSeq names its product E3 SUMO-protein ligase ZBED1-like. Bases 1 to 1965 code for a protein of 654 amino acids. Lineage: Eukaryota; Metazoa; Arthropoda; Insecta; Hymenoptera; Diprionidae. The record is from RefSeq and is a predicted model, not a curated record. The transcript is spliced from 8 exons. Gene Ontology annotation, molecular function: DNA binding; protein dimerization activity.